This is a messenger RNA of Daphnia magna, 1273 nucleotides long. Its product is annotated as ADP-ribosylation factor-like protein 6. Gene Ontology annotation, biological process: protein localization to cilium; cilium assembly; vesicle-mediated transport. Gene Ontology annotation, molecular function: GTPase activity; GTP binding. Lineage: Eukaryota; Metazoa; Arthropoda; Branchiopoda; Diplostraca; Daphniidae. The record is from RefSeq and is a predicted model, not a curated record. Bases 173 to 748 code for a protein of 191 amino acids. The transcript has 3 exons. Gene Ontology annotation, cellular component: cytoplasm; axoneme.
UGUAAUGGCGCCUCAUAUCGUUCCGCGGAAUUGCGUUUAUCUCUCAAGGUUGUUGUUGACCAGAGCGCAUGAUCAGGUCCUGCGCGUCGCUAUGACAACGACCCGGCAUAACAAAUCCCGCGCUUGUUUUGGUCGUCCAUUUUGAACAAUAACUAUUUUGACACUGCGAGAAAUGAAAUUUUGGGAUAGCUUUUUGACGUGGUUAAAGAUAAAAAAGAAACAAGCUAAUGUUUUGAUUGUUGGAUUGGAUAAUUCUGGAAAAUCAACAGUUGUUCAGCAUUUGCAAUCGAGAGGCAAACGAUCUGAAGUGACAGUGCCGACCAUUGGUUUCAACGUUGAAAAGUUUCAAAAUGCUGGAUUAACUUUAACUGCCUUCGAUAUGAGUGGUCAAUCGAAAUACCGGCCGUUAUGGGAACGUUACUACAACGACUGUCACGGCGUCAUUUUCGUGAUCGACAGCAGUGACACCAUGCGGAUGGCUGUAGCUUGUAACGAACUUCAACUCAUGAUCCAGCAUCCAGAGAUGGUGAAAAACCGUUCAACCACACUUGGUGUACCUAUUUUAAUUCUAGCCAACAAAAGCGACCUGGACAGUGCCAUCCCGAUCGGUCAGAUUCGGGCUGAGCUACGAUUGGACGAUAUCGAGACACACCCCAUCCACCUAGAGGCUUCCAAUGCUUUGACCGGUGUCGGACUGCACGCAGGACUCCAAUGGUUAUCUGAACAAAUUAUCAAAUCAAAUUUUUAAGUUCAAAAAAUUGUUUUUGUUUUCCAGUUCCAGAGUGUGUGUUGUAUUUUAAGUUUCCUUUCUUAAUUUUUAAUGGAAUGAAGAGAAAAAAUACACACUCAAAAAAAAAAAACGAUAAAUAAAAUAUGAAAUUGAUAGCAGAGCAAAAGGUGCACACUCACACAUCGAAAAUAAAGAUUUUUUUUCUUUUCUUGUGAUUUUUGGAGAAGAGCAAGCCCAAAUAAAAAAAAAGGGGGAGGGGGAAGCUUGUUUGUUUCCUUCCCUACACGAGGGAAAAAAAGACUGGAGAUAUCACGAAACACAGCCAAUGACGUGUAAUAAUAGUAAGCUUUUUUUUAUCCUUUUUGCAAGUGUGUGUGUGUAUACCAUAUAUGCCAGAAUUAAAGGAUGAGAAAAUGUUGGGUGGAGUAAGAAAGAAAAAAAAUAUAGUCGGAUAAAUGGGCAUAGUCACACAGUAUUUCGGGAAAAACAAAUCAUUUUCAGAGAUAGCAAAAACCAAAAUCGAAAGUCCAUCCACUGCACUUG